AUGCAGGAGCCAACACGCUUGAUCGGGCGUGCACCAAGUGUGCAGGUAACUCCUGCUGAUACUCCCCCCGAUCAUACUCCUGUAGAUACACCGGCUCGCGCGACCACACCUGAUACACUUUACCCGCGUCCCACAUUUGCUCCCGUCACGACCAGUGGGAAUACCUUACAGUUAAGAAGGCAUUCGACAGCUACAGAAAGGUCGGCAUCAGUUACAACUACCUCUACAGCCUCCUCCUUAUCACUCAACAGGCUAGAACAGGAGCAUCGAAUAUUGUCGGUCAGCGUAGUUCCUGAUGGCUCCGAUCCUCGAUCUCUGUCAGUCUUGCCUGUCGAUGCUAGCGAUGGUGCCUCGCCGGCUAGCAAACUUGCUAUAGCCAGAAAUUCGCUAGUCCAACGUGCUGCUGUUGGAAGCUCUCCCCAGAAAAUGCCACUUGCAACAGACCCACAAUACGUCUCGACACCUUAUAUCGCUAGUAGAAGUGGCUCAGUUGUAUCAUAUCAGGAACCACGAACCACAUCUAUCGAAUCCCUACAAAUCUUACAACCAAUACCAAUCAAUGUCUCCGCCAUCAGAAUCAAAGCAACACCAUCUACCAUGUCUAAUACAGCUGCUAAUACAGUUGCAAGAGCAAAGUCAAUGUCGGGUCCCGCUAGAAGUGUCACCUCCUCCAACGAUGAUCCUAUAGAAUCAUCGCAACCGAUAGAUUGCGGAUCGCAAGAAUACAUUGAAGAGCCUCAAUACAGCGAAGCUCCUCCCCAAGUUACAUGGCAAAUGAAGACUCGGCAAUCGCUGACGAGCUACUGGGAAGUUGUGCUCAGGUACAGGAUGAUAAUAUGGACUUUUUUGAAACGUUUCGCUCCACCAGCGAAGAUAGACCCCAACGCAACUUGGUACAUAUGGUGGAACAGAAUCAUACUCCUUUGCCAAAUGGAACAAAUCAUAGUUAUGCCAUUUAUCAUGUCAUUUGUUCCGGGCCUCGUCGGAGACUCGUUCCAUAUGCUGCUGGUUUUUGGUAUUUGCUGCUUCAUCUUUGACAUGGCACUGCUGUGUCAUGUGUUUUUCAAGACAAGGCUGCAUACGCAAAAUGAGUGGGGUGAAGAAAUUGACCUCAAAGUUGUUGUCAAAGACUAUAUGAUCAAGAGUUUGGGUAUCUUUGAACUACUGGGCGCUCUGCCGUGGGACUUUAUAGCUCUUGCUGUACCGUGCGAAAUGAUGCCUAGCGGUUGGGGAUGCCAUCAAAUACGACUGUGGGCCCUAUUCCGAGUUUUCAAGUCAAUAUUUGGAUUUCCUCUUUCAACCGUCUUCAAUGCCAACCUGCCAGGUCUACCAAUACCAAUUUCCCGUCUCUGUAAAUCCCUGGCUAUUUUCAUGCUGAUUGGACAUAUAGAUACAUGUCUCUUUUGGCUUGUGGAAAUCAGUCUACCGCCUGGAACACGAUGGAUUGACGAGACAGCCAUACCGCUGACCAACCCUGAGAUUUCUUGGACUACACAAUAUCCUGUCACGCUGCUGGGAUCUUUGGCCAGUUUAGUGCUAAAGCUGAGAACAGCGUAUAUGCCAUCCGAGUGUUUAUUUGUAGUGUUUGAGUUCAUCGCUGGUAUAUUGGCAUAUGGUACUCUGUUUGCUGAAAUCUUUGCUGUACUACGUAUGUUUGAUGAGUCUGCAACCAAAGCUCACCAAGAUGUGGAGCAUCGACUGCAUAUGGACAACGUGCGAGAGUACAUGAGAGAAAACAGUCUACCCCCAGAAGUCCAAGAUCAAGUAUUGGCAUACAAGGAAAUACAGUAUCGACGUGUGCAAGGAAUGGACGAAGCGCAUCUUUUUGAUGACAUUCCAAGAUCUGUACAGCAAAAAAUUCAAGAACAGCUGUACAUGGAGCUAGUGAGAUCAGUGCCGCUUUUUGGUGGUGUUGAUGAUGAGAGGAUACGACAAGCCGUCUGUUUUGCCAUCAAGCCAUUGAUGUUACUGGACGGAUGGAUUCUCUUCCACGCUGGAGACGAAGGCCAAGAAAUGUUCUUCAUCAAAUCCGGCAAUAUUGAAAUAUGUAUCGGUCCGGAGCAGCGUGUGGUAGCCACUCUUGGUCCUGGAAAUUUCUUUGGAGAAUUAGCCCUGUUUGAUUCUGACAGUGGCAAAAGAACUGCUACGACACGUGGAAAAGGACAAACCGAGCUAUGUGUCCUCUCCAAACACGAUUUUCAGCAAAUACUGUCUCGAUUCCCCUCACUGGCUGAACGUGUUGCUCAAGCUGUUAUUGCUCGGAGGGAAGAAAGGGCUAAAAACGAAGUUAAGGCAGCAGAAGCCAGAAGACAAGAAGCAGAAGCUGCAGCCGCACUCGCUGCACAAACCAUCCAAACGAGAAGCAGUGCUAUGAUACAAAGAGUGAUCAACAUGUCUUCCAAAAUGCUGGUCAAAGCUAUUGGAAGUACCACAUCAUUAACUGUAUCCACACGCCAAGGACCGACCCCCGGCAAGAGUGGGGCCUCUAUACUGCUCCCUGGCAGAAGCUCUGUUGGAAUGGACCACAGGAGGAACGAAUCACAUCCGUCACAUAUGAAUCAAAGCCUCUCCAUUCAAGUGGACGAUGAAAACAGUAGUCGAAAUGAGAGUGAUAGCGGCACAGAUUCUUUCCUAGAAGAAUCAGAUUCCGAUGGAAGCCAAGAGAAUGUUAUCGUUCAUUCACCCACUUCCCGCCGUGCGUCACGAAAUCCCUCAUACAUACAGAGUAAUUCUCUCCUUCAGGUCGGCAACCCAUCAUCCAAUUCCAACCUUCAGAACCCUCUCCUCAAAGCUGACCGUCGCAGACCAAGCCAGUCAUCACUCAGAUCAUUCACCCACAACAGCCAAAAUACGGAAGCUCCGAGACUACCCAGUGCCAUGUUACGCAGCUCGAAAAGCUUUGAAAGCAACAAGAGCAGGCAGAGCAUCACUGCCAAGGACCUUGAAGAUAUAACAGGUCAAAAAGAUAGUAGUGGCAAGAGUAUCAGUGGUGGUGGCAAUUCACGAGGAGUAAGAUUCAAAUCAGCCAAUGACAACAGGAGAGGGUCUAUCCAUUCCGACCAUAAACGAAAACAAAGGAAACGAAGGCCAUCGCUAAAAACGUUGACGAACGUCCUGAAAUGGCAACCACCUGCCGAGGCAAUAUUACCUGCAGAUCCCUUGUAUAGAGAAGCACAUUUGAAAGCAUGGAAACAAUCGUUUUGGAGGCGGCAUGAAGCUGCAAUCAAUAGUGUGGGACGGCAAGUGGAGGGUCGUGCCCGUGGAAUGUCAGUUUAG
Messenger RNA from Synchytrium microbalum, 3276 nucleotides. RefSeq lists its product as uncharacterized. Gene Ontology annotation, molecular function: protein-containing complex binding. The transcript is spliced from 6 exons. Bases 1 to 3276 code for a protein of 1091 amino acids. NCBI's taxonomy places the organism in Eukaryota, Fungi, Chytridiomycota, Chytridiomycetes, Synchytriales, Synchytriaceae. The record is from RefSeq and is a predicted model, not a curated record.